UUAAUGCUACAAAGAGAAAAAUCAUUAGCAUGUAUAAAGGCAUUUGUAUACCUAGCGGUAGACACAGGGAGCGUACAUGCCCCUCCCAGCAAAUCCUGGCGUUGUCACCAGUUCUCCGGUCGAUUACGUAACAAUAUCCGAUGAUUUUUUAACGGAAAACGCCCAAAUGUUUCGGAAUUGUGAAAGAAGUGUUGCUGUUGGAAAUUUUUUUGAGGAUGCGAUUGAAAAUUUAGAGCGGAUGGCCUGUUUAAUAUCUCGGAUUCUAAUAGAUAACGGUUUAGGUUUCCGUCGGACCUCCGGAAGUAAACUUGUGACAAUGCGGCUAUAACCUUUACGCAUUUUGUCUGAACUCUGUUGCCAGUUUGGUCGUUAUUAGGAGGAGAAUUACACAAAUGAUCAAUAACAACAUAAUAUUCAAGGUCGUGAUUAAUGAACACAAGUUGACACUGCAUAUUAAAACACAUCAGACUAAAAAUCCAAUAUUUUGCUGCUAUCUAAGCCUGCUCUUAGCAUGUUCUUAAAAUUGGGUGAAAUCUCAGCAUGGACGUUCUUAUAAAAAGGGAUAAAAAGUGUGUAUUUCACUUCAAGGGGGUUAUCUAAUGAUAAACGGUGGGUGAGUUGAUAAUUACAUUCAUAUCCGUAACCUUCAUAUUCUAUUGGGCUUAGCCUUCAAAACGGCUUUUUAUUUUAGAAAUAGUGGUUGACAUGAUUUUUUUAAGUUCUUGUUUCUUUGUUAAAAAAAAAACAAAGCAAGUAAAUCUCCUUUUCCAAUCGACACCAACUCUUGUUUAUCUCUGGACAAGUAACAGAUGGUUUCUACCAAGCUAAGUGAUAGCAUUUCUAAUCUGCAAUAUGAUUUUUUGUGUUGAGGACGUAAAACACAAAUUCAAAGUUUGCUAAAAUUUCAUUUGGCAUAGGAAAAGCAGCAAAUCUUUUAACACACACAAAAAACGACAAAUCACUCGACAGCUGCAUAACCAGCACAAUGUAUCCAGGGGAGAACUCAGGAGUUCUUAAAAGGGCUAAAAAAAGGCUUACAUCAGCAUCCGAUUAGGUAGGUUAAUAGCUAAUGAAUAGAUAACGAUCUCGCAUUGCUAGUACUUUUUACUUUAAAAAUACACCAGAUUUUGGACCUCUUUUCAUGGUUUUUAUGUUUUUUAUCGUGAUAGUUCGAAACAUCUAUAUGUUGUGCAUGGCAGGUGUACCUAGAAACAUCGCUUGCGCACGUCAUCGUCUUAAAGAUGGACAGAUGCCAUUUUAUAUAUUUUUCAUAUAUUUUUCUGCUAUUUGAGACUCUGAAUGUUCUUAAAAAAUUGGGGAAAUCUUAGGCUGGAUGUUCUCAUAAAAAGGGUUCUUAUGAAAAAAAAAAGACUGUAUUUAAAGACAAGGUGGUAAAGGGUAUUUUCGUGAAACGAGAUUUGGUCAUUUUUCACCCUACGACAAACGUGAAAUCGUCCAUUUCGACGUCCGUGAAACGUGAUUUAACAGGCAUAAAAAGCCAUUUUGCCCGAUCCGUAAAACGUGAUCCAUACCCCCCUUUAUCAGCCUGUAAAGAAAUCAAUUCAAGUCAAUGAAUUGUCGGGAACCCUUCACGUGUAACGACCACUUGACGUCCCCUGCGGCUUCUGCAGAAAAGAGAGGUUGACAGAUACGACAUUUUCGCGUCAUAUUCUUUUGGUACUCUACGGCGGGGAAUUAUUUAUUGUAGCGCACCCCUAGCGGUGCUGUGUUAGUAUUUGUGAUCUUUCGUGCAGCAAUCGUGGUGGCUGGGGCAAUUUUGCACUUUUUUAGUCCUUGACCAAUGACGAUGAAAUGCCCUUUUGUUGAAAGAACAAUUACAAAGUCUCUGGUAUCCACUGCCGGCAUCAAUGGAAUUCUUGUGAAUAAUUUAUUGGCAAGGCAAACAAUUGAAAUUCUGUAUUGGCGAUUAUUGUGCCGCGCUAUCGAAGCUGUGAUUGGCUAGUUGUUACUAUGUAGCUAUUCGCAUCAAUUCACUCGGAUGAAUAGAGAGGCUUGAUGGUAAUUGACAACCACACUACAAAAAGCAAACAUUUAAACAUUACUUCGGUUUUGAGCCGCUUGGCCUACUCUAAUGUAACAAGGCGGGUGUGAAGAACCAAACAGAAACAAAACUUCGAAUGGUGUUGCAAAAAGAAAGAAAUUGAAGUCAAAGUAACCGGCUCAAGUUCUUACAUGCUUCAAAGAGUUUCUAAUCCAACCAGACCACUCAUUCCAGAUAAAUCCAAAUUAACUACUUUUCGUUUCGCAUGGGAGCUUUCUUGUUUGUCUGACUUUUAGAAAGAAUGACAGUGACACAGAUGCAAUUUUGCGCCAGCCAAUCACGGACGUCGGCUAAAUGAAUUUGGCAAAAGACAGACAAAGGCGUCGAGACGAUUAGUUGUCGCAGUAAUCAAGUACUAACAUUGCUAGUUUGCUGGUCAGCCAAUACGACUGUGCUUUUCAAGAUAUCUGGUCUAGUUGCCCGGGGCAUUUGGAGUUAUGAGCGAAUCUGCGUACAUGAUACAGGGGAGUUAUCCCGAGCGAAAACCCCCUAGAAUGCCGAAAUGCGCGCGUUGCAGGAACCACGGAGUCGUCUCCUGGCUCAAAGGCCACAAGCGAUACUGCCGAUGGAGAGACUGCAACUGUGCCCAGUGCACUUUGAUCGCCGAAAGGCAGCGAGUUAUGGCAGCUCAGGUAGCACUACGAAGGCAGCAGACCCAAGAAGAGAGUAUGCGAGUACAAGCCGGUCAAAUACCUUCGAAUUACGUCCCGUCAUCGCCACUGCCUCCAGCGAACUUCACCGAGCUCACACCGCCCAAACCAUCGCCAGAAAAAGAGACAGAAUUCCGACAAGAAAGCUUCAGUUCUCCUGAGUCAAAGCUAACCGAGGUAAAAAUCAAGGUUGAACCUAUCUCUGAAUGCGAUCAAAAUAACAACCUAGAAAAAGACCACGAACAACAACCGAACAGAAAACGAAGCUUUAGCGACAGCGAACCCGAGUACAGUCCGAGAGUUUCCGAAUCGCACAGCCCCGUGCCUAAGAAAGCCGUCAUAUCGGAGAGUAAUCUCGUAGUGCUGCAGAGAAUCUUCCCUCAUCAGAGUCGAGCGGUACUGGAGCUAAGCCUGAGAGCGUCAGGAAAUGAUCUAGUCAAAGCCAUAGAAUCACUUACCCCAGAUGAGAACAACAACCUCCGUCCCUUCCCCUGUCUGUUCCCAGCGCGAGGUCAUGGCGCACCUCUGAGCGUCCAUCCUUUGCCACCGAGUGAUACCGAAGGUGCGAAGUCAGCAUUUUCCACCAUUGCCAAGUCAGGGACAUUUAUUCACCCUCGAGUCAUGAAACCAAAGGAACAUUAUAUCAAGAGUCCUACGUCUAAGAGCCCCCCAUCAAAGAGUGCCUUUCACCCUCACCCUAGUUACGCUGCCCAUCCAAUAGCUAGUCCAACAAUGAAGGAACAUUUCCACUUCCCGUCUGUACCCUCUCACGGGUACGUUUAUAACAGGUCAGCUACAGCUGCUCUCCUGUCGCUUAGCAACGCACAGCAACGAGGCGGUGCACCGCCGGUUGAACCCGCGAUCUGUGUUGAGUGCGGAUUCGUGGCGAGACCUGAAGAUAAAUUCUGUAGUGAAUGUGGAAAGCGGAUGAGCUGAUUGGACAUGUCCAGCGUCACGUGAUGAGUAGAUGCCGAGACAGAAACAUUGUUUUUACUGUUGGUGAAUUAUUGUGGUUGAUUUAUGUAUUAUUGUAUGAUAUAUUUUGUUAUCUCUGUAAAAAGAGUGCUUACACUUUGUCCCUAAUAGUUCUUAGUUCUAAGGCA
Molecule: messenger RNA, 3815 nt
Organism: Nematostella vectensis (starlet sea anemone)
Lineage: Eukaryota; Metazoa; Cnidaria; Anthozoa; Actiniaria; Edwardsiidae
Product: doublesex- and mab-3-related transcription factor A2
Exons: 2
Coding region: 2500-3648 (382 amino acids)
Biological process (GO): regulation of transcription by RNA polymerase II; fatty acid metabolic process; sex differentiation
Cellular component (GO): nucleus
Molecular function (GO): DNA-binding transcription factor activity, RNA polymerase II-specific; NAD+ binding; RNA polymerase II cis-regulatory region sequence-specific DNA binding
Source: RefSeq, a predicted model, not a curated record